GAACCUCCCGAGAACAUGUCUGAAGUAGCGCCUGCACCCGCUGUUGCCGCCUCCCCGGCGAAAGCCACCAAGAAGAAGCCCGCUGCCCGGCCGAAGAGGGUCGGCCCCAGUGUGAGCGACCUGAUCGUGAAAGCCGUGGCUGCGUCCAAAGAGCGAAGCGGAGUCUCUCUUCCGGCCCUGAAGAAGACCCUUGCUGCUGACGGCUACGACGUGGAGAAGAACAACUCCCGCGUCAAGGCCGCAGUCAGAAGCUUGGUGACCAAGGGAACACUGCUCCAGGCCAAGGGCACCGGAGCGUCCGGAUCCUUCAAGAUCAACAAGGAGGCAAACAAACCCGCCGCUGCCAAGAAGGCCGCCGCCCCUAAAGCCAAGAAGCCCGCAGCCAAGAAACCCGCCGCGGCUAAGAAGGCCGUCACCCCGAAGAAAGUCAAGAAGACUCCAACCAAGAAGGUAUCAGUUAAGAAAGCGACCCCGAAGAAGGCGAAGAAGCCCACCGCAGCCAAGAAGGUUGUGGCCAAGGUUACAAAGAAAACCGUCAAAAGCCCCAAAAAAGCUCCAAAGCCCGUUGCCAAGAAGUCUCCGGCAAAGAAGGCAGCAAAGCCCAAAGCAGCCAAGAAGGCCGCCCCCAAGAAGAAGUAAACUGUCCAGUUGAAUUCCCCCAAAGGCUCUUUUCAGAGCCACCCACACAACUUUAAGAGCAUAUAUUCCGAAUGCACUUCUCUCUGUAAUAAUAAUAUAUUUCAUUUGUAGAGCACUUAACAAUCAGAAACUCAAAGUGCUAGAGUUUAAGAGAAUAAUAAUAAAAGGGGUUGUUAAAAAAUGCAUACAGAGGGGAAAUUAGCAAAAGAUAGUUUUUUUUAUUUAUUUUUAACAGCUGUAGUCUGUGGGGCCUUCAGUUGGUCAGGAUGGGCGUUCCAGUCUUCGGGAAGCAGUGGAGAAAGCCCGAUCGCCCAUGGUGCGGACCUUGGUCUUGGGUGGUCUGAGGGUGUGUGCUGAUGCAGAGCGAAGGCUGCGUGAGGUGGUCUUCUAUAAAGUAUGUGUGUAGGACUUCUAUAAAGCCACCCAUAUUGUAUCCCAUAAAUCGCUGACUGCUGUGCUAUUGCAAAUAGGCAACAAUCUAUAAUCCAUUUGUUUUUCUUAAGCAAUAUAAGGGAUAAGGUGGACUAAAGCCUCAAAGCGCAUCACCUACCAAACCAAAAUGAGCCGCCCUUCGUCACGUAGCCUGUUAUAAAAUAUUCCAUGCCGUCCUUGUUCCGUAAUGCGCACCGAACGCGUGGAAUAUAAACAGAUGUAGAGUUUACAGCAGGCUACUAACAGAUCUGUUGGGUGUGCUAAAGUCUCGCUUGUGAUUAGAUUCAAUAUUUCAAUCUGAGUUUCUUGAUUCAAUUAGGAUGUAUAAAUGAAACAGGCUGGUCGAUAGUGAUAUUCUGGUUUGAUGAUUAAUCCUAGGAAAUAAUAAAUAUAUGAAAGCAGCUGAACCGAAAGAACAUGAGGUGGGCGCGCAUCAAUGUGAGGGCGGGACUCGAUUCCUGGCCACUCACAGCGUCUUUACAAGGACCAAUCAGCGUGUUGGGAUUCUCCGGGGCUGCCUAUAUAAAUCUGUUCGACCAGUCUGUAGCUAUCACGAUUUUGA
Gadus morhua (Atlantic cod) is the source of this 1633-nucleotide messenger RNA. Its product is annotated as histone H1-like. Gene Ontology annotation, molecular function: structural constituent of chromatin; DNA binding. Gene Ontology annotation, biological process: nucleosome assembly. The transcript has a single exon. The coding region runs from base 16 to 639 and encodes 207 amino acids. Gene Ontology annotation, cellular component: nucleosome. NCBI's taxonomy places the organism in Eukaryota, Metazoa, Chordata, Actinopteri, Gadiformes, Gadidae. The record is from RefSeq and is a predicted model, not a curated record.